GUGACAUCACCAGUGUGUGACACCAGUGAAGGUAAGCAGCUCCUGAUCCUCAGCUCUCCCCAGCGCACUGCAGAGCACAAAAUGGCCAUGGAGACAGACGGCAACUGCCCCAUUUGCCAGGACACUCAGAAGGACGUGGCUUCUGCUCUGCCCUGUCACCACUGUUUCUGCCUGGGCUAUAUCCUGCGGUGGGCUCAGAGAAAUCCAUCAUACCCACUCUGCAGAAGAACAAUAGAGACUAUCAGGUUUUCUGACAGUGAAGACGACUAUCUGGAGACAGCCAUCACAGUCCCUGAGGAGCUGCCAGAUGGCAGCAGCCUGGCAGGGACAACUCCUGACGGCCUGGAUGAGAACAGCCCCUAUUUCCCAGUGGCAUCCCAUCCAUCUUCUCCACAGGGUGCACUAUCCCCACCUGAGCAGAGGGCCUCAGGGCUGGAGUUUGGAGGUGGUCUUCUUCCUGAGGUCUGGGCAGGACUUUUCCAUGGACGACAUCAGCUCCUGGACCCUGUGUGGCCCUGGCUGCGCCAGAGGCUGGAGGGAAUAUACCGGAGCUGGUGGUGGCUGGUUGAGGCCGCAGAGAGCACCAUCCUGCACGAUCUCUGUGUCGAGGGGCUGAAUGUACAGGCCUUGAUUGAGGGGCUGGAGCCUCUCCUCGAGCAACACACAGCACUGCUGGUCCAUGGUGCCAUCAACAUAAUUGUGGGCCAGUGCAGCGAGGAGUCCAGAGGCUGCUGCAAUCUGGUGCAGUCAGAGAUGAGAACAACAGCCCUGUGGGCAGAGCCAGCUCCAGCAAUUCCAGGAACUCCAGCUCCAGCAACUCCAGCUCCAAUAGCUCCAGGACCAGCAGUUCCUGGGAAAGGAGUCCCACCAGUGGUCCCAAAGGCUGUAACUUGGAGGAGGAAGUCAGCAUACUGGAGGCUGCUUCUCCCAGGGGUUCCAGGCAUCCCCCACCUGUGCCUGUCUCUGCAGAGCAGGACCAGCUCCAGGAGGAGCAGGGGCAGGCAAUGACAGUGGCAGGUCCCUCUGCCCAGGGCAGCAGCUGCAGCCUCUCUAUGUCCAGCUAGGGCAGGGAGUGAUUGCCCGGGGGAUCCUGGCACCCUCCAAACAGGAAGGCCCCCAGCUCCUAGGACUCUCCUCAGCCCAGCAAGAGGCUGCCCCACUGGUAGCAUUAGCAGAGCUCUUGCAGCUCUUUAUUCAA
This is a messenger RNA of Lepidothrix coronata (blue-crowned manakin), 1198 nucleotides long. RefSeq lists its product as uncharacterized. The record is from RefSeq and is a predicted model, not a curated record. NCBI's taxonomy places the organism in Eukaryota, Metazoa, Chordata, Aves, Passeriformes, Pipridae. The transcript is spliced from 2 exons. Gene Ontology annotation, molecular function: metal ion binding. The coding region runs from base 82 to 1008 and encodes 308 amino acids.